GCCACCAGCUCUUAAUAGUAGUGGGAGUCGAUGCAAUUCAAGGGGGUUGGGGCGCAAUAUCGAAAACAAUGAUCAAGAUAAUCUCAAGACGGGCCCGAGGGUUCAUCCAACCCCCGUAUCCUCGUCUUGGCCCGGGGCCCAAAUUAGCGCAGCAUCACUGCGCAUGCCACGCCUCUAGCGCACCGGAGAUUUUCUUAUAUCGGCCUACUAGAUGAGCCGAAACGACCUCCACCACAAUCUGCAAUCUCAGUUAUUAGUGCAACGUUUAAGUGACCGUUAGGGCUUGAUGAUGACUUCGGCAGCAGCAGCAACUCCGCUCCAGUACUGCCAACAGAAUAGUGCGCAAACUCAGAUGUCACCACUUCUUGUAGGAACCUACCCCAGGAUCUAUAGCCACCAACCUUUCGCAAUGCAGUCUCAAAUAUCACCAGCUUCAACAACUUCUUGCUCCAGUGAUGGUUACUUACCACAAACACCACUAGAAGUAUCACAUCCCUCAAUAGACUACACUCAUUACCAGUCGCCUUAUACCCAUCAGGGUUACCACAGCAACCAGUAUUGGUUUCAACAUUCACCUCCACCAGCUGACAUCGCUACCAGUGGCUAUCAACCUCAACAAACCAUCCCCACCCAACAAUACCAUUCUUAUCAGUGGCCACAAAACUACAUGUCAUCAUUGUCCAUGAAAAUGAUGAAAUCGGACAUCUCCAUGACAGAUUUGGCAGGUUUGGGUUCCAAAGCGAGAAGAUGCAUCAAAUGUCAAUGUCCAAAUUGUAUCAACGAAGAGAACGGCCUUAGAAAACCUGCCUCCAAGAAGUUACACAUCUGCCAUUAUCCAGGCUGUGAUAAGGUUUAUGGAAAGACGUCUCAUCUGCAAGCCCAUCUGAGAUGGCACACUGGUGAAAGACCCUUCGUCUGCAAUUGGCUGUUUUGUGGAAAGAGGUUCACGAGGUCAGAUGAGCUACAGAGGCACCUCAGGACUCACACAGGUGAAAAAAGGUUCGUUUGCAACGUGUGCACGAAGAGGUUCAUGAGGUCCGACCACCUUGCCAAACAUUUGAAGACACAUAAGAACUCCAAGAAAUCUCCAACACCUCCUCCUUCAAAUGCUGAAUCCAGUGAACAAUCUGUUAAAGUGCCGGUUAAAAGUGAAAAUGUAGAACCUCAAUAUAACAUCAAUUUCAUCGCAGCGCCUCAAAAUAUGUACAGCAAUUAUCAAACUAUUUUCUCGUGAUGAUAACUCAUGUUCUAGUUAGGUGUAGAUAUAUUUUUUUAUUGAAUUGUAUAUUAUAUGACGUUGAACUCACAGGAAUUGAGGGACCAUAUUGUUG
Molecule: messenger RNA, 1331 nt
Organism: Harmonia axyridis
Lineage: Eukaryota; Metazoa; Arthropoda; Insecta; Coleoptera; Coccinellidae
Gene: Btd
Product: transcription factor Sp9-like
Exons: 2
Coding region: 287-1234 (315 amino acids)
Biological process (GO): regulation of transcription by RNA polymerase II
Molecular function (GO): DNA-binding transcription factor activity, RNA polymerase II-specific; RNA polymerase II cis-regulatory region sequence-specific DNA binding
Source: RefSeq, a predicted model, not a curated record